AUGUCGCACCACGGUUCAACUGAGAUAAGCGGCCACUUGGCUGCAGCAGAGGCAGCGUUUAAGCAAUUCGCAUUGGAGUCAUGGGUUCUCACAUCAGUCGCUAUCUUAAUCUGCGCAUUAAGGACAUAUGCAAGAGUUAGGGUAGUUGGCAUGAAGAACCUCUGCGUCGAUGACUACAUGGUCUGGGUUGGAGUAGUUUGUUACACUACGUUGACGGCCAUGGCGUACUGCGAGGGUACAAAGGCAAAGGGUCUUGCAAAUACCGCCAUGACGGAUGCUGAGCGAGCCGCUUUGUCUCCAAUGGAUGCUGAGUAUCGGCAAAGGUAA
This is a messenger RNA of Pochonia chlamydosporia 170, 327 nucleotides long. RefSeq lists its product as hypothetical. NCBI's taxonomy places the organism in Eukaryota, Fungi, Ascomycota, Sordariomycetes, Hypocreales, Clavicipitaceae. The transcript is spliced from 2 exons. Bases 1 to 327 code for a protein of 108 amino acids. The record is from RefSeq and is a predicted model, not a curated record.